AUGCAUAGAAACCUCUCUGCUGAAGCACUGGAAGAAGCUGCAACGAAAGGCUUUUCUGCAGAGAAGGAGCAAACGCUAUACCUUCAAGGCUUGUACUGCGAGGUGCAGAUGAAGAAGGGAGAUGUUUCUCGCAUAUUUGAUCAAUUUGAAUGUCGUGUAGAAACCAUUGAGGAGUAUUGGGAGAUGUUUGAACAAGAAGAAGAAGCCUUAUCAAGCUCAAAUGUCUCCAUGUACCACAGUAUUCUUUGCGUGAUUAAGGGCUUUCUGAUGGUCAACCCAAAUUGUCUUGGUAUUGAACGGAUCCAGGAGAUUGUGGUUCUGGUGGCGAAGAGAUGCUUGUUAUCUGAACGGCUUCUUUCGGAAUGCUUUUCAAAUGUUUUCGGAAUGAACAGAGGAGAGAAAUCGUCGACCUCUCACAACUACGUGGCCACCUUUCAUUCGACAUUGCGAUUGUGCCUAACGGUGUUGUACAUGAAUUGUUGUAAUCAUGACAUUUUGACAUUACUGAAAUCGAUACAUGAAACUGUCAGGGAUAUCUUGCACCAAUUGAAAGAUUCUCAGAAAGAAUCAGCACCCCUUUUAGUGAUUUUAUUGAAUGAAUGUAUUCAUGUGGUCAUUGAGGAAUUUUUUGGUGAGGCUGUUGGGCAUUCACAACACAUGGAAAACUCAGACCAUAUACCUCUACAACCUUUGAACAUUAACCAGACGGAUAGAAUACUCAAUCAUCUCGUCAAUUAUAGUUUCGAAAUGCCGCUGCAGAGAGAAGAUGAUGAAUGGCUAAUAGGACAAAGUUCAAACCUUCCAAUGUAUUCAAACAGCCCUAAAGGAAUGAUUUCCGAGGGCGGCACUUCGCCAAACAAUGAUUACACACAAUGGAACUUUAUUGACUCCUUAAUCCAUAUUCUGGAAAGUUCGUCUCUACAACUGAACGACAAAUUGAGAAGCAUGCAAUGCCUCUUCAAAAUCUCCAUGUUGAGCGAAUCAUUUGCUUUUAAAACUCUUCCUCUCUUUGAAAGAAUUCUUGUGAUGGAUCCAAACGAAGAUCUGAGAUCGUUUUCAGUCAUGUGUCUUUGGGAAUUAAUGUUUGUUCAUCCAUCGUUGCAGCACUACGACUUGAUGGUUAGCGUACUGGAGGAAGUGGGAGUGGAUGAAGUUCUUGAUAUUACAACCUCAGAAGAGGUAAAUUCUCGUUCCUCAUGUUCCUUAUUUGAGUUACUUUAUGGUAUCUCUUCCUUCACACAAAAAACAAAGUACACAUUUCUCUUGACAGCAAUCAGAAUGCUUCGACACAAGAAAUGUUCCAACCCUAAAUUCGAAAAGAUGCUUUUUGCAUUCAUCAAGGGAGAAAAGGUCAAAUGUGAAAAGAAGGAUCCAACCGUUGAUCCUUUCUUUAAAAAGGUGUUGAGUCAGAUCACUCUAGAAACAGAUACAAUGUCCAUUCAAGUUGUAACAAAUAAUCACAAAAGAAGAAGUGGCAAAAAACAAAAUGCCAAACAUUCCUCUGAGGAUCUCCAACACAUCACCCAUGAACAUGUUCCUUCUUCUGAACCCUCAUACUCCAACGUAGAAACAGAGGUCAUCUCCUCCUACAACAACACCAACAACGAUAUUAUGGAAGAAGACGAGUAA
Molecule: messenger RNA, 1629 nt
Organism: Naegleria fowleri
Lineage: Eukaryota; Heterolobosea; Eutetramitea; Acrasida; Naegleriidae
Exons: 1
Coding region: 1-1629 (542 amino acids)
Source: RefSeq, a predicted model, not a curated record